Messenger RNA from Penicillium cosmopolitanum, 2190 nucleotides. RefSeq names its product HET domain-containing protein. Bases 1 to 2190 code for a protein of 729 amino acids. The record is from RefSeq and is a predicted model, not a curated record. The transcript has 2 exons. NCBI's taxonomy places the organism in Eukaryota, Fungi, Ascomycota, Eurotiomycetes, Eurotiales, Aspergillaceae.
AUGCCAAUCGAAAGCAACGGACGAGGAAGGCUGUGUGAACCCUGCCAGAAAAUAUUCCGCGGCCAGCAGAUCCUGAGUGCCGACUCGACAGCAUCUGACGACCAGACCUCCCAAUUAAACUACCAGGCUCACCAUUCCAACUUGCAGUCCUUUCUCAAGGCCUCGGACUCGGGUUGCCCCGUCUGCUAUGAGUUCUGGUCUUCAAUAGGAGAAACCCGUCUAGAGAUAUUCUCAGGUUUGUCCACGCCGGAAGGGUUCUCGUACUGGGAAUUGGAACGUCGAGAGGGUGGUGGAUAUGACCUCACCCUUGCGCUUGAUGAUGAGUACGACGAGCUUAUCGAAGACCACUUGGAGUUGGACCUCGAAGUCCUUCCACCGCAUAAGACUAUCAGGCUGGUUUCUACGAAGGUCGAAAGGAAGGGGAUAAGUUGCUACGCAACACUGAGCCACUCUUGGGGUGAUGCAAACAUUCUUACGCUUCAGUGUUCAACGCUUGAUACGUUCCAGCAGAGUAUCUCGAUCGACCUACUCCCCAAAACCUUUGUAGAAGCAAUUACCGUCUGCCGCCGGUUCUCAAUACCUUAUUUGUGGAUUGAUUCGCUCUGCAUCAUUCAAGACUCUGUAGCCGACUGGCGAGCCGAAGCCGCGUCGAUGGAAGGCGUCUACAGUAACAGUAGGCUCAAUUUCAUGGCUACCGCUUCUCGAAACAGCCACGAGGGGCUCUUCCGAUCACGCGACCCGAGACACCUCGCACUCUGCAUCGUGGAAUCACAAUGGACUGACGCCGUGAACGACUUUUUCAGUAUAGUGCAAGACGAGAUGUGGCAAAUGGAGAUGACAAACGCACCUCUAAACCAGCGAGGCUGGGUCCUGCAGGAACGCAUUCUACCGCCACGCGCCCUCCACUAUGGUCAGUACCAGCUACUCUGGGAAUGUAGGGAGUUAGACGCAUGCGAGAAGUAUCCAACAGGUCUGCCAAAAUCCCUCCGCAAUAUCUUCACGGGAGUUAAGAUCACCGAUCCAGAGGCCUAUCAGAGUUACCACUACGGCUGGUAUCCCAGAGAGAGUGACAGUGUUGAUAGACGGGAACGUUCGAAGACAGUGAUAGACUACGCGUAUAUGCUAUGGAGUCGCUGGAUCUCCGCGUACAGCAGCAUGCGGUUCACUCGGUACUCGGACCGGCUCAUUGCCUUCAGUGGGCUCGCCAGUCGCAUGCGGGCCAUCCUGCAAGACGACUACCUCGCGGGGUUAUGGCGGUCAAGGUUCGUCGACGAACUUCUGUGGGUCACCUUCCAUAAUGAUUCGAUUGAGGGCGAGUUCAGGCCUUGUCGGCCGCCCGAUGGCGGUGCACCUAGCUGGUCAUGGGCAUCCGUCACCGGGAAAGUCACCGCUGGCAUGGCCGAUGAGCUUACCGGCAAGGUAUAUCAUCUGGAUCUUAAAGCGGUUAAUGUGACGCCGGUUUCUGGGAGAGAAAGAAACGACAACAAUGACAUGGGCGCUGUAUCGGACGAACAGGUUCGGAUAAAGGGAUUUCUCAAGCGAGGAACUCUACUCAAAAAUGUAUAUGACAUGCCAGAAGAAGAUUAUGAGGCUCCUGCGACGGUGUACGAUGUUGAGGUCGACGGGAUAAAAAAACCAUUUAUCGUCUUUGUCGACGAACCCAUGAUGAACCGGGCCACAAUGAAGAUUGUCGUCCUCUCUGUGCUUACGAAUUUGGAUGACUCGGACUCGGACUCGGAUCGGAAGAAAGAGCUGCUAUAUGCAUUGCUGCUUCGGAGGCCAGACGGAUUGCCUAGAGGGCUCUAUGCGAGGGUAGGCUAUGCGUCCGGAACAGAAGAGGAGUUCCCUGGCAGUCAGCUGUGUGAGUUUUUUCACCACCAGACUGUUACCUCCAUUCAAAGAAAUAGAGUAGGCGGUACGGGGUUUCGAAAUGCGCUGCGGAAGCUGGUUCUGGCAAAGGACCAAGGGGAUCAAGAGACUCAUGGCCAAAGCUGGGGGACGAGAAGCUGUAUCUUCCUGGUGCCUAUGGGGAGUUCAUCAUCGUUUGAAGGCCGUCUGAAUGAAGACCUUACAAGCUCAGACUUUGGUGUAGGCAGCAUGGAUGCUCGACCAAGAUUAUGGCAAGUAUUGCGUAUCUUGAAAGCUUUCUACAACCAAAACUUUCUAUUUUGCAAUUACAUGGGACCCUAA